AUGUCGGAGGACAAAUGCACUGCGGCCAUCGAGGCCGGCAGCCUCCUGACUGCAGAUUCCCUUCUUGCCUGGAUACCACGCCACUUGAUCGAGGCCCGCGGCCUGGCCGACGACGGCGUCCCCGGCCUGUCCUCCUCGCCACCCUACCUGCCGGUGAGCUUCCAGCUGCUCGGGGCCGAGGCCGCCUUCUUCCUGGCCGAGAGCGGCCCCGCCGCGCCCCGCAACGCCAGCCUGCGGUCCCGGGCGCAGGCCUUCUUCCUGCACCGCGCGCGGCAGCCGCCCGAGCUGCAGGCCAGCCUCGGGCCCUUCUCGGCCGCCAAGGCCGUGCCGCUGGACCGGGCCGGCGAGCUCCCCUGGGGCCGGCAGCUGCGGGCACGCGUGCUGCGGGACUCGGCGGCGCCGGGCCGGCCCCGCGUGCAGGUGCUCUUCCACGUGGCGGGCGGCGCCUGGGCGGACGGCCGCGCCGCGCGGGCGCCGCUGCCCUGCCUGCGCCUCUCCGCCUUCCGCGACGCGCGCGAGGUGCGCGGCGGCUGCCGGCCCGGCGGGCCGCUGGCGCUGUGCGUGGCCGAGCUGGAGCUGCCGCCCGGCUGGUUCGCCGCGGGCCCCCCGGGCGCGGGCGGGCGCGGUCGGCCGGCGGAGCCGCGGGACGGGGCCCGCGUGGAGCUCUACUACGCCGCGCAGCCCGGGGACGCGCGCGGGGCCUGCGCGGGGCCCGACGCCAGCCAGGCCAACGCCAUCCGCCCUGGCAAGGACGCGCCCGGGCCCGGGGACGCCGCCGGCCGCCUGCGCAGGAUCGGCGCCGUGCGCCUGCUCCGCGCGCCCGACGGCGCCGCGCCGCGCGAGCUCCGCCUGGACCGCGACGUGGCCGUGCGGCUGCCCGCCGGCCCGGCCCGGCCCGGGGACGUGGUCACCGCCUCGGUCGCCGUCGCCGCCAACUCCACCGUGGACCUCUUCGUCCUCAGAGCCAAGGUAAAGAAGGGGAUCAACAUCCUGGGCGUGCGGCCCCGCGAGCCGCGGCAGUGGGCUGUGCAGCAGGAGAUGGGCAACGGCGGGAAGCACGCCACCACCUCGGUGGCCUGCCAGCGCCUCGGCCCUGGGGCCGGCAACAGGAGCAGCGGUGUCUUCAGUGAGGUCAUGCAGAUGGAUUUUGAAAUCGCGGGUGCCGGCGGCCUGGCAGGCGCGCAGCCCAUCACGUGGCAGGUGGAGUACCCGCGGAGGGGGACCACGGACAUCGCGGCCUCCGAGAUCUUCGUCAGCCAGAGGGACCUGGUGGGCAUCGUCCCGCUAGCUAUGGACACAGAACUCCUGAACACGGCCAUCCUCACGGGGAAGACGGUGGCCGUGCCGGUCCGGGUGGUGUCUGUGGAGGAGAACAGCACUGUGAGGGACGUCUCGGAGCAGGUGGAGUGCAAGUCCGCCGACGAAGACGUCAUCAAGGUGUCCGACCACUGUAACUAUGUCUUUGUCAAUGGCAAAGAGAUGAAAGGCAAGGUGGACGCCGUGGUGAACUUCACCUACCAGCACCUGAGCGCGCCCCUGCACGUCACGGUGUGGGUGCCCCGGCUGCCGCUGCAGAUCGAAGUCUCCGACACCGAGCUCAGCCAGAUCAAGGGCUGGCGGGUCCCCAUCGUCACCAGCAAGAGGCCCACUCGGGACAGCGAGGAGGAGGAGGAGGCAGAGGAGGAGGAGCAGCGGGGUCGAGGCUGCACUCUGCAGUUCCAGCACGCCACCGUGAGGGUCCUCACCCAGUUUGUGUCGGAGGGCGCCGGGCCCUGGGGCCCGCUGAGCUACCUGCUCAGCCCCGACUGGCAGCUGGACAUCACACACCUGGUGGCCGACUCCCUGAAGCUAGAGGCUCCGCACGUGGCCACGCUGCGGGACGGCCGGGUGCUGGUGGGGCGGGAGGUCGGCAUGACAACCAUCCAGGUCCUGUCCCCGCUGUCCGACUCCAUCUUGGCGGAGAAGACGGUAACCGUACUGGACGACAAGGUGUCGGUGACGGAGCUGGCUGUGCAGCUGGUGGCCGGGCUGUCCGUCACCCUGCGCCCCAGCGCAGACCGGAGCCAGGCGGUCACCGCCGUGGCCACGGCCGAGGAGCUGCUGCGCUCCCCGAAGCAGGAGGCCGUGGUCAGCACGUGGCUGCGGUUCAGUGACGGCUCUGUGACCCCCCUGGACAUCUAUGACGCCAGGGACUUCUCGCUGGCCGCCACCUCCCUGGACGAGGCCGUGGUGUCGGCCGCGCGGCCCCGCGCCCCGGGCCGGCCCUCGGUGCUGGCCGAGGGGGAGGGCCAGGGCCCCCUGCUGCGCCUGGACCUAAGCAUCGCCGAGGCCUGCCAGAAGUCCAAGCGCAGGAGCGCGCUGGCCGCGGGCGUCGGCCACGUCGCCGUCAAGUUCGGACAGCACGACGCCGACGCGGGGCCGCGCGGCCAGCCCGAGGACGGGGCCCUGGAGAACCACGCCAGUGACCGCCGGCCCAAGGGGCCGGACCCUGAGCGCCCGGGCCCGGACGGACGCCCGCAGGACGGCGUCCCCGCGGAGCGGGACGAGGGGGCGCCGCGGGGGGCCCGCGCCACGGCCAGGCCGGCGCCCGACAGCAAGGUGGGCAGGAGCGGACGGACGGACGGGGGGCGGCCGUCGGGGGAGGCCCAGCUCCACCACAUCCCCAUCGACUUCACCAACUUCCCGGCCCUGGUGGGCCUGCCCAAGGCGGGCGGCGGGCUGCAGCAGAGCAACCCCGGGCCCGGCGCCCGGGGCCCCAGCGACCUGGAGAUCGGCAUGUACGCGCUGCUGGGCGUCUUCUGCCUGGCCAUCCUGGUGUUCCUCAUCAACUGCGCCACCUUCGCGCUCAAGUACAGGCACAAGCAGGCGCCCCUGGAGGGCCGGGCGUCCGUGACACACGCGCACGACUGGGUGUGGCUGGGCACGGAGGCCGAGCUCCUGGAGAGCGUGGGCGCUGGGCCGCCCCGCCCGGACGAGUGCACCACCGCCGUGGACCGAGGGCUGGGCGGCUGGGAGGAGAGGGACCGCCUGCUUCUCAACGGGGGCACCCAGGUGUCCGCACAGGCCCAGCGGCCCAGCGGCCCCGGGGGGACGCCGGCCAAGGAGGCCAGGCCCGAGCCGCUGCACUCGCCCACCGCCAAGCGGAAGAAGGUGAAGUUCGCCACCUUCUCCACCACCCCACCCGAGGACGGCUGCUCCCCAGCGAACCCCAUCCUCGGGGGCAGCGAGGACAUCAAGUGGGUGUGCCCAGACCUGGCCGCGGCUGCGCCCAAGGAGCUCAGAAACUACCUGGGGAAAUAACGCCCAGGACCACCUGGUCCUCCCAGGGAGGACGAGGCUGUGAGCCGGGCAGAGGGAGCGGCCCUGGGGCUGGGCAGGGCAGGGCGGAGCCGCAGCCCCAGCAGCAGCAGCAGCAGCAGCAGCGCUGGAAGGGUGGAGGCCGGGCAGGGACACUUUUGCACCGAGGGCCGUCCUUUUUUAGCAGUAGAUGAAGGUGGAGUUUUGGAAUUCAGGUUCCCUGGUGCCAGGCAGAGGAGCUGGGUGCUCGGAACCGAAGCACACAGAUACAGGAAGCUUAUUUUAUCGGUCGGAAUACAACACGGACAAACUACCAAAAAUUAUUUGUUAAAAAAAGCAAAAAGACAAAUAAAAACAGACAAACGA
Molecule: messenger RNA, 3663 nt
Organism: Dipodomys spectabilis (banner-tailed kangaroo rat)
Lineage: Eukaryota; Metazoa; Chordata; Mammalia; Rodentia; Heteromyidae
Gene: Tmem132c
Product: transmembrane protein 132C
Exons: 9
Coding region: 1-3300 (1099 amino acids)
Source: RefSeq, a predicted model, not a curated record